CACGUCAAGAGACCGAUGAACGCCUUCAUGGUUUGGGCUCAGGCAGCGAGACGGAAACUCGCGGACCAAUACCCACAGUUGCACAACGCGGAGCUCAGCAAGACCCUUGGUAAACUGUGGCGGCUCCUCAGCGACACAGACAAGAGGCCUUUCGUCGAGGAAGCCGAUCGUCUACGCAUGAUCCACAAGCGAGAGCACCCUGAUUACAAGUACCAGCCCAGACGCCGAAAAGGUUUGAAAGGGGGUAAUGGUGGUUCAGCGGGGGGCUCGUCCCCUCAAAGUCAACAACAGGGCCAGCAGCAGACGCAAGGCGUCGUUUUCAGCAGGUGCAAGCAGGAGGACUGUAGUCUAAGUGGAGGCAAGCCGUCUCCACAGAGCCUCGCAUCAGGGUCCCCACACAGCGCACAAGGGCCCCCUACACCCCCAACAACCCCCAACGCCGGCGGCGACAAGAGGGCAGGAACAACCUCUUCUGUUGAGCAUCACACCAGCCCCUGCGGGUCAAAUGAACAUCGUCACCAACAUCAUUCCCAGCAAAGCAUUGACUUCAGCCGAAUCGACAUGGAUGAAUUAACAUGUGGUGGUGAUCCAAUGAUGAUACCAGAAGACGAAGCUCUUGUGGAUGGUUCUGAACUUGACCAAUACCUUCCACCAGGCGGACAGCAAUCACAUUACCUGUAUCACAACUCUGCACCUCCACCACACCAUCUGUGGUCCAUUCACAAGCCUCCAAGCGAAGAAAAUCCCAUUGAACCUCAAGAAUCAAACAACAGUCACACAAAACACACCAAACGAUGCAUUGAAACAUCUGCGACUCUGGAGUACCCCUAUAACAAUUCUGAUGACCCUCUUGCACUGCAACCGCCACCUUUAGUGAGAUACCACGAGCUACAACCUUCAUCAACCCUUAUCAAAACAGAGAGGGAGGUUUAUCAUCAAGGCGUGCCAAAUACUGUAUCGACUUCAUCCGCACCAACCAUGUCAUAUCAUCCAAGUUUGCCACUUGUUCCAACUCCAAAUUAUUACAAUUCAGGGACUGGUAACUCUACGAUGAGUGCUCCACAUGGUCAGUAUCUGCAGUCAUUGCCAAGUUACCACCAAUACUUUCAACAGAGAGGAUCAACAGUGUUCGGAAACUCGGCAGACACAGCUUGGUCAAAUUACUCAUAUGUGUGACACGAAUUUGUGACAUGUUUUAAACCAAAAUGCAAACUCUUAUGAUCUUUAUUUUGGGUAUUUUUAUGUCUCUUAAGAAAAUCUUAGAAGUAAACAAAGUUUACUCAGUGUUGAAUCCACAUACCAUUCAAGGGCCUCGAAAAUAUCAGAACUGAGAAGCUAAAAUUGAUAGCAUUCCUGAUCUUAGUGUUAAAAACAUGGAAGUCCUAUCGAGUUCAAGUUUAAGUGAAAUCUAUAACAAUACCUGAAUAACUGAAAAUAUUUCUAUUGUGCUUAACAGUGUCACGACCGACCUGUCGGUCUUCAGGAGAAGCAGCCAAGUGAAAUCUGAACGUUUUGGCCAAAUUUGUCCCAAAACCUGCUGCAGAAACAUCGCAUCGACUCCCAUAAAGGUUUGGUGAAUUCAUCUUAAUGUAUAAUGUUUGUAAUAUUGUGGUAGUCAUUACCAAAUUGCAUUCUUCAAGGCCACGGAAGAACCUCCCCCCCCCCCACACACACACACACACACACACGAGCGGAUGAAAGUCACCAGUAUAGAGUUGGUAGCUUUGAUACGCUGCGAUUUCAGCUGUCUUCACUCGCCUGUGCUCCGAUAUUUGUGUACGAUUUCGCUGCGACCUUGAAGCUUACAACUUGGUGUCGGCUACUAUUAGAGUAGGUAAGUAAAUAUAAUUGUAGCAGACUGUACAUGUCGCCACAACGCUGGUAGCAGGAACUUCUAUUAUAUUUCAGAUUCAUCAUACUUCAGUGAAUAUUCAAAUUAAAAUACACUGCAGCGCUAUAAUGUUGAAGAUGUCCCUUGUUUCAGGUAUCCAUAUUAUAUUAAACAAUUUCGAGGUUUCGUGUUUGAGUAACCUUCAUUUAUAUUAAUAUUUAUAUUCAUUUAUUCAAAUUUCAUAACACGUAGCACGACUCAUUUUAUGGUUAUUUUA
Zootermopsis nevadensis is the source of this 2108-nucleotide messenger RNA. RefSeq names its product transcription factor Sox-8. NCBI's taxonomy places the organism in Eukaryota, Metazoa, Arthropoda, Insecta, Blattodea, Termopsidae. The record is from RefSeq and is a predicted model, not a curated record. Gene Ontology annotation, cellular component: nucleus. Gene Ontology annotation, molecular function: DNA-binding transcription factor activity, RNA polymerase II-specific; RNA polymerase II cis-regulatory region sequence-specific DNA binding. Gene Ontology annotation, biological process: regulation of transcription by RNA polymerase II.